CCGGGUUGCAGUUAGGCAGAAACCUCACUGCUGAAGCAGGCAAAGCCCGAGGGCCGGGACUGGGUUAUUUAGAGCCGAGGCCCCGGGAACCCUUUCCUUCAGGAGAAAGUGCCAGAGGCACAUCUGCACCCUGGUGCCCGCAGUGUCCUGAGCACCGUGAGCUGCGGUGGAGAUGGCAGUGGCGAGCGUGGACCCCUGGUAUCGCCGACAGAAGCAGGGGGCAGUGCUGAGGACGAGAGCGAAUCCCAGGAUGUUGGAGAUGAAUACGAGGUGCCCACUCCGAGACCAAACCCUGGAAUGGAUGGUGUCGGGGGCCAUGGAGACUUGGCCUCCAACAAGGGCGAAGACCUGGAAGAGAAGAAAGAGGAGUUGGAGUCUACAGUGAGGAACUCCCCAUGGGCGGCCGACGAGGAGGUGUCCGAGGCCCCGGAAGGCGCGGGCGGCGCGGGCAACAGCGAUGUGGGGAGCUCGCUCCGUUCGCCUCCCUGCGCCCCAGGCCCUCGGCUGGGCGAGGACAUGGAAGCGUAUGUGCUGCGGCCAGCGCUGCGCGGUCUCACGGUGCAGUGUCGCAUCAGCCGCGACAAGCGCGGGGUAGACAAGGGCAUGUUCCCUUUCUACUAUCUCUACCUGGAGGCGGCCGACGGCCGAAAGUACUUCCUUCUGGCUGGGCGCAAGAGAAAAAGGAGCAAAACCUCUAAUUACCUCGUCUCCCUGGACCCCACAGACCUAUCUCGGGAUGGGGACAAUUUUGUGGGCAAAGUCAGAUCUAAUGUCUUGGGCACCAAAUUCACCAUCUUCGACAAUGGGGUGAAUCCAGAAAGGAAGAAUUUUGUCCCAGAGACUGCUCCGAUCAGGGAGGAGCUGGGGGCUGUGUGUUAUGAGACCAACGUCUUGGGAUUCCGAGGGCCCCGGAAAAUGACUGUGAUCAUUCCAGGAAUCGACGCCCAGAACCAGAGAAUCAGUGUCCAGCCACAAAAUGAACAGGAGUCGCUACUGAGUCGCCUCCAACGGGGGGCCAGCCAGGGGCUGGUCCUGCUGCAAAAUAAAGCCCCAUCGUGGAGCGACGAGAGCGGCGCGUACGUGCUCAAUUUUCAUGGUCGCGUCACUAGAACCUCGGUCAAGAACUUCCAGAUCAUGCAUCCGGAUGACCGUGAGCUCCUAGGAACUGGUUUCCCUGGGCAAGGGAGCGGGACGAGAACUACUUCUCCCAUUAGCACUUGAGCGUUUUUCUAGGCAGGGCCGA
Messenger RNA from Balaenoptera acutorostrata (minke whale), 1243 nucleotides. It is a transcript of the gene TULP2, whose product is annotated as TUB like protein 2. The record is from RefSeq and is a predicted model, not a curated record. NCBI's taxonomy places the organism in Eukaryota, Metazoa, Chordata, Mammalia, Artiodactyla, Balaenopteridae. The coding region runs from base 298 to 1221 and encodes 307 amino acids. Gene Ontology annotation, biological process: protein localization to cilium. Gene Ontology annotation, cellular component: cilium. The transcript has 8 exons.